Messenger RNA from Dothidotthia symphoricarpi CBS 119687, 495 nucleotides. RefSeq lists its product as uncharacterized. Lineage: Eukaryota; Fungi; Ascomycota; Dothideomycetes; Pleosporales; Dothidotthiaceae. The transcript has a single exon. The coding region runs from base 1 to 495 and encodes 164 amino acids. The record is from RefSeq and is a predicted model, not a curated record.
AUGAAAUCAGUCCACUCCAUUCUGUCAUUUGAGUUAAGAAAGGCCUGGGGAGACUAUGAGCAUAUUUGCACGAUCAUCACCAACGUGAUCGAAGAGCUAGGUUGGACCAUUCACGAAGGUCGCGUCAGGAUUAAGAUCGACAGGCUUCCCAGUGAUGAAAGUCAACCUUUACCAGUACACAUCAUCAAAGAUAAGGAGGAAAUGAUCGAGCAAGCCGAGAAGACCGUGGCAGAGAUGAGUAACAUCAUGAUUUGGACAGAGGCAGAAGCAGAUCGUUUGAAGCAAGAUGGCGGAAGUCCACACACCUUGGUUUUCUGGUGUUCGGAACCAGAGACUCUGAUGGAGUAUCUUUGGUCAGCUAGAGACAGAGGCGUGGCGACAAUCGCAAACAUAGAAUGGCAAGUUUUGGGUAUGCAGUCCCAGGAAGUGCCAUCCUCGUCGAUAAUGAGAAGGCGUGGACGUUGGACACGUGUGGAUAUGACAGCAGGAUCCUAG